UUCUUAAAUUGGAUUGUAUUUCAGAUCACUUUUAGUGUGCCGCAAGGCUUUGAAAUAGCAAGAACGGGGGUUGGAUGUGAAUGCGAUAGUUUGAAGCAGUAAAAUAGAAAGGGAGAGAGAUAGAUAGAUGGCAAUGCAGGGACAUGUAGGAUAUUUCCAGGGGGCUGGAGAACAACCUAAUACCGAGGAAGUUAAGGGUGAUGUUGGAUCUCGGUAUUCUGACAUUAAUGUACUGCUGGACCAAAUACUUAAUAUCACGGACCAAUCUCUAGACGAGGCACAGGCUCGAAAGCAUACUCUGAACUCCCAUCGGAUGAAGCCUGCUCUGUUCAGUGUUCUCUGUGAGAUAAAGGAGAGAACUGGAAUAACAACAAGGAAUCUAAAUGAUGAUGAUCCCCCUGAUCCCCAGCUCAUGAGGUUGGAUAACAUGUUGAUUGCUGAAGGAGUGGCUGGACCUGAUAAAACAGGAAGUGCUAUUGCUGCUCCACCUCCGGUAAGCAAUGAGACAAGUAUUGAGCAUUCAGAUUACAAGGCGCAGCUUGGACAGAUUAGAAAUAUAUAUCAUCAGGAACUGGAGAAGUAUGAUGUUUCCUGUCAGGAGUUCACUACUCAUGUUAUGAAUCUUCUCAGAGAACAAUCAAGGACCAGACCUAUCACACCAAAGGAGAUAGAGAGGAUGGUGAACAUUAUCCAGAGGAAGUUCCAAUCCAUCCAGGUUCAACUAAAGCAGUCAACCUGCGAGGCAAUCAUGAUUCUGCGCUCUAGAUUCCUUGAUCAGCGACGUAAGCGCCGAAACUUCACGAAGAAAUCAACUGAAGUUUUGAACGAAUAUUUUUACUCUCACCUCGCUAAUCCCUAUCCUAGUGAGGAGGCUAAGGAAGAGUUAGCUAGAAAAUGUGGGAUAUCUAUUUCACAGAUCAGUAACUGGUUUGGGAACAAAAGAAUUCGCUACAAGAAGAACAUUGUCAAGGCCCAGGAGGAGGCCAACAUGUACGCCGCUAAGGCCGCCGCCGCCUCCCUAACUCCUGGAGGCUCACCAGGUCCCAUGAUGUCCCCGCACUCUCAGUGGGGUGGAAGCCAGUAUUCCGGGGAUUAUUAGUUCAGCGGGGGAGUGGAUUUCUGUGUAAAGGAAUUUUUAACAUUUUGAUGUUUUAAUUGUUUAACCAUGGUUUCUUAAAUUGAUGC
Messenger RNA from Eurytemora carolleeae, 1185 nucleotides. Its product is annotated as homeobox protein extradenticle. The coding region runs from base 128 to 1099 and encodes 323 amino acids. The record is from RefSeq and is a predicted model, not a curated record. The transcript is spliced from 14 exons. Gene Ontology annotation, biological process: neuron development; regulation of transcription by RNA polymerase II; animal organ morphogenesis. Gene Ontology annotation, cellular component: nucleus. NCBI's taxonomy places the organism in Eukaryota, Metazoa, Arthropoda, Copepoda, Calanoida, Temoridae. Gene Ontology annotation, molecular function: DNA-binding transcription factor activity, RNA polymerase II-specific; RNA polymerase II cis-regulatory region sequence-specific DNA binding.